GUGUAUGGAAAACACAUAAGGCUCGAAUGUCCCAAGAACAGUGGCUCAAUGUAUUAUAACUACAAAAACUUUUUUCCCCUAAUUCUUAUUGCCAUUUGUGAUUCAAAUUAUUCGAAUCGUCGAUGUCGGGUUCUAUGCGGGAAAGAAAGCGACUGUAAUGUGUUGAAAACUUCAACAUCCGGUAAAAAGUUGUACUCGGUUAGUGUAAAUUUUCCACCAGAUCAAUGCUUACCAGGUGACGAUAAUGGCGUGCCACAGCCGUUUAUUUUAGAUGCCGACGAAGCUUUUGCAGCACUUCACAAAAAUUUGCUACGACCGUUUCCAGGCAGAACAUCAAACAACAACAGAAGGAUUUUCAACUAUCGUUUAUCGAGGGCCCGUCAAUGCAUAGAAUGUUCGUUUGGAAUUUUGUCUCAAAAAUGGCGAGUAUUUCAAACGAGCAUGUCAGUUGACCCAAAUGUUGCAGUCAAAAUAACAAAAGCCUGCUGCGUCUUACAUAACGUUUUUCCCGUAUGA
Messenger RNA from Acyrthosiphon pisum (pea aphid), 516 nucleotides. RefSeq lists its product as uncharacterized. The record is from RefSeq and is a predicted model, not a curated record. The transcript has a single exon. The annotation marks the transcript as partial. NCBI's taxonomy places the organism in Eukaryota, Metazoa, Arthropoda, Insecta, Hemiptera, Aphididae.